Molecule: messenger RNA, 6746 nt
Organism: Sus scrofa (pig)
Lineage: Eukaryota; Metazoa; Chordata; Mammalia; Artiodactyla; Suidae
Gene: TRMT5
Product: tRNA methyltransferase 5
Biological process (GO): mitochondrial tRNA methylation; tRNA N1-guanine methylation
Cellular component (GO): mitochondrial matrix; cytoplasm
Molecular function (GO): tRNA (guanine(37)-N1)-methyltransferase activity
Source: RefSeq, a predicted model, not a curated record
GGAAGAAGGUAAUCGACGCGAUCUGAUGACGCUCGCCCUUCGGCGACGAACAUUGAUGUUGUCAUCGAGGGCCCGCCUCUCCGUCGGCGACCCAUUUCCGAGCCGCAGCAGAGCAUGAGGAUCUUAUGGAGGCCAUUUGGAUUUGGAUUCUCAAGAAGACAUCUCAAAGUGGAAAGCUGUGGAAUAACUGAAUCAGAAUCAUCGAUUCCACUAGCUUGGGUGUCAUUGAUACAGAAACCUAACAGGACACCUGAUAUUUUCUCGUUGGAUCAAAGAAAAAGAUUCUCAACCAUGCCUGAAAUAGAAACAAAUCGGAGAGACUCUGAAUUGUUUUCACCACCCUCUGAUGUUCGAGGAAUGACAAAACUCGAUAGAGCAGCUUUUAAAAAAACAGUCACCAUCCCAGUGCUUAAAGUGAGGAAAGAAAUAGUCAAUAAAUUGAUGCGGUCCCUUAAAAAGGCAGCACUGCAGCGCCCAGGCAUCAAACGUGUGAUUGAAGAUCCAGAAGAUGAAGAAAGUAGACUAAUUAUGUUGGAUCCCUAUAAAAUCUUUACCAGUGAUUCCUUCGAGAAAGAAGAACUCAGUAUUUUAAAGCAACUAAAUGUCAGUCCACAGAUAUCUAAAUAUAAUUUGGAACUAACUUAUGAAAACUUUAAAUCAGAAGAAAUAUUGAGAGCCGUGCUCCCUGAAGGUCAAGAUGUGACUUCAGGGUUUAGCCGAGUCGGACACAUCGCCCACCUGAACCUUCGAGAUCAUCAGCUACCUUACAAGCAUUUAAUUGGCCAAGUAACAAUUGACAAAAAUCCAGGAAUCACCUCAGCAGUAAAUAAAAUCAAUAAUAUUGAUAAUACCUACCGAAAUUUCCAAAUGGAAGUACUUUCUGGGGAGGAGAAUAUGAUGACCAAGGUUCGAGAAAACAACUACACCUAUGAAUUUGAUUUUUCUAAAGUCUAUUGGAAUCCUCGUCUCUCCACAGAACACAGCCGUAUCACAGAACUUCUCAAACCUGGGGAUGUCCUAUUUGAUGUUUUUGCUGGGGUUGGGCCCUUUGCCAUUCCAGCAGCAAAGAAAAACUGCACUGUAUUUGCUAAUGAUCUCAAUCCUGAAUCCCAUAAAUGGCUACUGCACAACUGUAAAUUAAAUAAAGUGGACCAAAAGGUGAAAGUCUUUAACUUGGAUGGGAAAGACUUCCUCCAAGGACCCGUCAGAGAAGAGUUAAUGCAGCAACUGGGAUUACUGUCAAAAGAAAGAAAACACUCUGUGCACAUUGUCAUGAACUUGCCAGCAAAGGCAGUUGAGUUUCUCUGUGCUUUCAAAUCACUCUUAGAUGGACAGCCAUGCAGCAGUGAGCUCCUUCCCAUAGUGCACUGUUACAGCUUUUCCAAAGAUGCUAAUCCUGCUAAGGAUGUUCAGCAACAAGCUGGAACUGUGUUAGGUGUUUCCUUGGAGGCAUGCAGUUCAGUUCACCUAGUAAGAAAUGUGGCCCCCAACAAGGAAAUGUUAUGCAUCACCUUUCAGAUUCCUGCUGCUGUACUCUACAAGAAUCAGACCGAAAAUCAAGAGACUCAUGAUGAUCCACCUCUUAAACGCCAGAGGACAGAUAGAGACUUUUAAGAAGACAAAACACCAAUUGCUUCAAUCACUUAAUUGGAAAUAUUUUCUCUAUCUCCCCAUUAGACCUCUAUGUAGUGAAAUAUCAUUUGUAUGAUUUCAUAUUUUAGUAUUCAGUUAUUUUAGUAUUGAACCAUUUUAUAUUUUGCCUUGCUGUAUUACAAAUCAUAUUUAACUUUUUGUCAGAUAAAUAUGUUUAAAUACCGUCUUUCUGUUGGGAAAAUAGUUUUUGAAGGUGGGAUAAUUGUGCGCUACCUAGGAAAGCACUAAUCAUUGUUCGGUUAUUCUUAGUUGAAUAGUAUAGCUAAGUUUUAUAUAGGUACUUCUUUACUAUCAGUAUAAAAGUAAUAACAAAUGAGAUUAAUUAUAUCAGAGAUAGAAAACUAUGUCCAGCAGGCCAAAUCUGGCCCACCACCUGUUUUUGUAUGACAGGUGACCUAAGAAUGGUCUUUACUCUUUUUUUUUUUUUUUUUUCUUUUGGCCAUGCCUAUGGCAUGGCAAUUUCCUGAGCCAGGGAUCAAACCAGAGCCACAGCAGUGACAGUAUCGGAUCCUUAAGCUGUUGGACUGGUUCUUACAUUUUUAAAUGGUUGAAAAGGCGUCAAAAGAAUAACAUUUUAUGACAUGAAAAUUGUAUGAAAUUUGAAUUUCACUGUCCAUAAAUAAAGUUUUAUUGGAACACACCAUGCUCAUUUGUUUACAUACUGUCUCUGGCUGCUUUCAUGGUUUAACCGUAGAGUUUAGUAAAUGCAAAACAGAUGGGAUAUGAUUCUUAUUUCACACUGCUGCUCAGCACACUACAUACCACAGUGACACAGUUACAGCUCAAUAGCAUUUUGAGUGCCAUGUAUAUUACCAAGCUAUAACAUUUUACUAUUACUAGUGAAUAUCCUUCAUCCCAAAACAAGAAAAGUAGUUGUCCAAUGUUGUGCUUUUAAGGCACAGUUAGUAGAGUAUGAAUUUUUUUGAUAUUGAAUUAGAUGACAAAGCAACCAUACCUGAGCUAAAAUACUUUGAAUAAAAUGUAUUUCCAAAAGAAGUACUCAUAACAGUAUUUCCAACUCACAAAAAAACAACUGCCAGAAAAAGUAGAAAUUUAAAUUAGAAAUAUAAUAGCAGAAUUUCUUCACAAAAUAAAAAAUGAAAGUGAGGCUACAAACAAAGUAAUCUCCAAGUGACUCUUGUAAGCCAAGCAAGGAAAACCAUUUACCAAUGGUGCGUUAACUGUAUCUCAAAGUGGCAGUCUAAGAAAUGCGUCCAGAGAAAGCUAACUUGUUUAAGACUAUUAGCCUCUUGGCAAGGACAGUUGCUCAGAGAGCUGAGAACAUUGGCAGCAACAUCAGUAGUCAAAAAGGUAAAUGAGUCAGAGUGGUUCUUCACUCUUGAUGAGUGGAUAGAUGUUAUUAAUACUGCUCAGUAUUUGAGGUGUCAGUGCUGAGUUUGAAGUUACUAAAGAAUUACCCUUUGAAUCAGCCUCUAAAUACUCAAAAUGGAACAAUUACUGGUGAAUACUUUGAAAGAAGUUGAGAAAACUAAUUCUGUAAAACCUGAAGUAGAUGUUAUAACUGAUGAUAGUUUAAAAAGUGAAGUAGAAAAAGAUCUAGUUGAAGAAAUUUACAAAGCUUAUGAAAAUGUAAGAUGUUUAAAACCUAUAGUUAUUCACUAUAUCAUUCACCAGCAAGUACCUCACAACAAAUAUUUAAAUCUAUCAUAUUUUUUUAAACUAGUAGUAUCAAUCGUAUAUUUCAUUUGCUUUCUAGGACUUUAUCCUCAAAACCUUGAAUUUUGUCAGAAAUGAAGACUGAAUUUCCUGCUUAACUAUGUUUGACUUGCUUAACAAUUAUAAAGCUUAACUGCAUUUUUUUUUUUUUUUGGUUCAGAGCCAAGACUGAAAUUUCUUAAGAACCAACCUUAACCACUUCUAGAAUACUGAAUGUUUUUGGAAAUUAGUUUUUGCUAAAUACUUGAGAAUAUUUCUUAAAUAUUUCAACCCACAAUUAUAAGACAGUCAUAACUUUAAUAUGAAACAUGCUACAGUAGUCAUUUCAGUAACAUUUGAAUCACAGUACCCUCUAUUACACAUUUCCUAUGCUAUCAAAAAUUAAAACAAACAAGAUUUCCAUUCUCUGGAGUUCCCAUCAGUCGUGGCUAAGUGGAAACGAAUCUGAUUAGCAUCCAUGAGGCACAGGUUCGACCCCUGGCCUCGCUCAGUAGGUUAAGGAUCCAGUGUUUGCUAUGAGCUGUGGUGUUCACUGCAGAUGUGGCUCCGAUCUGGAGUUGCUGUGGAGUAGACCAGCUCUGAUUUGACUUCUAGCCUGGGAAGUCAAAUCAGAUUUCCCUCUAUAUGCUGUCGGUGUGGCCCUAAAAAGACCAAAAAAAAAAAAAAUUGAAUUCACACAAUUAGCAGUGAAUUUAUUUUCUGUGUUCAGUAUUUUUUGGAACCAUGCAAAUGCAGGUAAAUUACCAUAUUUUGAAAUCCAUUUAACUACAAUUGAACUUCCACAUAUCUUCAAUUAGAAAUGGUUGACGUAGGAGUUCCAUUGUGGCUCAAUGGUUAACAAACCCAAACCCAACUAGUAUCCAUGAGGAUGCAGGUUCAAUCCCUGGCCUCACCCAGUGGGUUAAGGAUCGGUCAUUGCUGUGAAAUGUGGUGUAGCAGAUGCGGCUCAGAUCUGGCAUUGCUGUGGCUGUGGCAUAGGCCGGCAGCUACCACUCUGAUUUGACCCUAGCCUGGGAACCUCCAAAUGCCGCAAGUGAGACCCUAAAAAGACAAAAGCAAAAAACAACAACAACAAAAACCUGGUUAAUGUGUUAUUGUAAUGACAUGCUAAAAAAGCAAAUACCAAGAGAUUAAGAAUCUAAUUGAGUUUUACGAAUGCCUUCCAAGUGAUGUAUAUGCUCAGUUAAAAUCACAUGCUCCUAGACUGUUAUCAGUUUUGAGUAGUAUCUGUGUGAAAAGACAAUUUUAAAGGUGAAAUGUAUAAUACCUCAUUAUAGAUAACCAUUAAAGAUUGAUCAUUUACAGUUCAUUUUGAUGAUAGGAAACAUUCAGAAUCCCAAUUAAAGGAAAUGUUACUCCUCUAAAAAGCACUAUAAAAAAUGGACUCAAUUAUACUUUGAAUUUAGUUAAUUUAAAAAAAUGUGCUAAUUUAUCUCAUUUAUCUACAAAAUGGCCUCAAUUUUGCCUCUUGGCCCACAAAGCCUAAAAUAUUUACUCCUAGGCCCACAGAAUAAGCUUGAGGACCCCUCAUUUAUUUACUUAUUUAUUUAGUCUUUUGUCUUUUUUUUUUUUUUUUUUUAGGGCUGCACCCUCGGCAUGUGGAGAUUCCCAGGCUGGGAGUCUAAUCAGAGCUGUUGCUGCCGGUUUAUGCUAGAGCCACUGCAACGCCAGAUCUGAGCCACGUUUGCGACCUACACCACAGCUCACGGCAACGCUGGAUCCUUAACCCACUGAGCGAGCCAGGGAUCAAACCCGAAAACUCAUGGUUCCUAGUCGGAUUUGUUUCCCCUGAACCAUGACGGGAACUCCAGGACCCCUAAUUUAUAUCAUUAGUUACAAACUCAAAUGCCUUCAGAGACUAGGCAGGUAAUAUAAAUAGGUGAGGGCAAUAUAUGGUAAGAAGUAUAAGGAAGUAAUGAAUUGGAAUUCUCAUUCCUUAUCUAAAGGCUAAAGCCACUUAAAACUGUUUUGGAAUUCAACCCAACCUAUUUUAUGUAAGACCUUGGGGGCUAAUUCAGCCAGGGACUGCUAGUUUGGGGCUUCUAAUUUUCUUCCUCUUCCCUCCCUUCCAAGUGUAUAUAGGUCAGGGGUCAGCAAACUUUCUGACCCCUGUGAUUCAGGCUUUGUAAGCUAUAAGGUCUCCGUUGCUUCGUAACUCUGCCAUAGCAGCCCCAAAGCAGCCAUAGCAAUUCAUAAACACUGUGUUCCAAAAACACUUUUUAUGGACACUGAAAAUUUAAUUUCAUAUGCUUUUCACAUGUUAAAAAGUAUUAACUUCUUUGGCUUUUUCCAACCUUAAAAAAAUGUCAUCACCAACCUUAGCUGAUGGAGCAUACAAAAACAGGAAGCAGCUAGAUUUGGCCAGGGUUCUGUAGUUUGCCUUCUUCUGUUCUAGGUAAAGAUAAUCAAUUUGUAAGCAGGAAUAAGAACCUUUUUCUUAGUACUGUACAUCAAUGUGAUAGGUAUAAAUAUUAAGUAUGAGUACAAAUGAUGUUUUUAUUCAUACAAGUGGUCAGAUACAUUUAUUCAGCCCUUUAUUAGGAAAAAUAUGCAGUAUACAAUUGCAAAGAAAACAGAAUCCUUAAAUGCUUCUGUUAUCAGACUUUAACCCCACUUCCUUUUUCCCUCGGAGUGGGUAAAUGAAUGUGUGAUUAUUUCAUUAUUUAAAUUUGGCUCAUCCUAAACUUUCUGAUAUGAUACCUAAUAAAUGAACUCUUGGUAAAUCCACUAGAAAAUGAUAGUAGAAUGCCCCUUAGAGACAGUUUUUUUAAUUUGUUAAACUUUGGACAAAUUUUCUGCCACCUUAAUUAGAUUUUGGAAUGAUUAUCUUACCACCUGUUGACAGGCUAAAGAUAACUUCUAAGAGAAGCUUAGAUCAAAUAUUUAUUGAAAGAAAUUAAGGAAUACUAAGUAAACUACAAUGUAUGUGUAUUCACUACCAUUAAUAUCUGCUUAAAAGUCGAUAGUCAAAUCAUAUUCUACAUAAUGAAUUUCUCAGAACUUCUCUCAACGAUAUCAACACAGUUAACAUUCCAUUUAGGAACUAGAUUAACUUGUCUAUAAAAUUUCCUGGAAGUCUUUAGAAAUUUGACUACUCAGACUUGGUUUUAUACAGCUGGUGGUUAUAAGUUUGACAGUCAUCUCUAGAACAUGGACUCUGCAGUUGAACCACUUGGGAUUCAAACCCAAACUUUGCUGUUUUUAAAUUGUAUUGACCUUUUUGGUAGGUUGCUUGACCUCUCUAUGCUUUAGUUUCUCCAUCUGUUAAUAUGGGGAAAUAAUACUGGCACUAUUAUGAAGAUUAGAUAAUACACCAAGGAUGAAGAACAGCGCUUGGCACACAGAUUAAUGUUCAGUAGCUGUUUCUGUGCUAGUGUUGUAAAAUGUUAAGACUUAAUAAAUUCAUGUUGAGGAAA